UUGCCUUUACAAUGAGGAGGCAAAUAUCUUGUAAUUUGAUAUUCUCCCUCCUUUCCUACUCACCUUCCAAGUGCCACCAAAAGUUUUUUUUUUUUCACUUUAUAAAAUUCUCUUUACUACUAUAACACUGCCAAAUCCCCCCACCAAACUCUUAAAUUUCCCUCCCUUAUAUAAAUAAUUCCUUUUCCUUUCCCAUAACCAUUCAUUCAUUUCCCAAGGGAAAAAAAAAAAGAAUUAGAAAACCUAAAACCCUCCCUUUCAAAUUCCUCUGCUUUUCCCCUGACUAAACUCAAAAUCAAGAAAUGGCCUUAGCUACUACAAACUCCAACAUAUCACCAAGAAAACUAAGGGAUGAUCUUUAUUUUUACUCUUAUCAACAAGACUCAAACAUCCCAUUAGUGAUCUCAGUUCUUGCUUCUCUAAUUGAGAGGAAUUUGGCUAGGAAUGAAAGAAUAGCGAAAAAUUGUACAUGGGCAUUGUCUAAAAAUGUAAGAACAAGAGUAUUUGAUUGCCAUGAAACACCAGACAUGACAAUACAAUCUUAUUUAGAGAGAAUUUUUAGGUACACAAGAGCUGGACCAUCAGUCUAUGUGGUUGCUUAUGUAUAUAUUGAUAGAUUCUGUCAACUCUAUCCUGAGUUCAGAAUUAGUCAAAGAAAUGUACAUAGGCUUCUCAUUACUACUAUCAUGGUUGCUUCCAAGUAUGUUGAAGACAUGAACUAUAGGAAUUCUUAUUUUGCAAGAGUGGGAGGAUUGACAACAAAUGAAAUGAAUAGGUUGGAGAUGGAAUUUUUGUUCUUGAUGGAGUUCAAGUUUCAUGUGAAUGUGAGUGUUUUUGAGAGCUAUUGUUGCCACUUGGAAAGGGAAGUGAGCAUUGGAGGAGGCUAUGAAAUUGAGAGGACAUUAAGGUGUGCUGAGGAAAUCAAAUCAAAACAAAUAGAAGAAAGAAGUUGUACCCAGAUCACUAGAGUUUUGUUGUAACUCAAUUGUCACAAUGGAAGUUUUUCAAUUACAAAUUGUAAAUACUAUGAAAAGGAGUUUUGAAAUUUUUGCUAUGUAACAAAAGCAUAGUAGAAGUUCUCAGAUGUGACAAGUUUUGUUGUUGCUUUCUGCAGUGAAAAGAUAGUUACUUUAAAAUUGAUUAAUGAAGUAUUGUAUAACUAUUUGCUUGAUUUGAA
Lycium barbarum (goji berry) is the source of this 1177-nucleotide messenger RNA. RefSeq names its product cyclin-U2-1. The record is from RefSeq and is a predicted model, not a curated record. Lineage: Eukaryota; Viridiplantae; Streptophyta; Magnoliopsida; Solanales; Solanaceae. Gene Ontology annotation, biological process: regulation of cyclin-dependent protein serine/threonine kinase activity. Gene Ontology annotation, molecular function: protein kinase binding. The coding region runs from base 303 to 980 and encodes 225 amino acids. The transcript is spliced from 2 exons.